This is a messenger RNA of Geodia barretti, 1024 nucleotides long. NCBI's taxonomy places the organism in Eukaryota, Metazoa, Porifera, Demospongiae, Tetractinellida, Geodiidae. The record is from the annotation of a GenBank genome assembly.
AUAGUACCAGUACCGCGGUGCCUUCCUACAGUGACCGGUGCGGAGAAAAUGCUGCUUGGAGUUCUCUCUCUAGUUGUCCUCACGGAGCUAAGCACCAUGACUUUUUGUAUUGAAAUUGUCAGCGGACCGCUAACUGUGUCAAAUGCCUUGCUUGGAGAUAUUGCACGUUUUGAGUGCGUACUAAGCAGUGAAGAUCUUACACCUCGAUGGAACAUUAUGGAACCGAUUUCACGGUUUCAUCUCUUCCACCUGGUUUUUCAGUUUGAGAGUCAUUCCACCUUGAAAGUGUUAAUUGUGAACCCAGUGAAGCAAGAGUUAAACAAUACCUGUUUCUACUGCUUUCUUCUCCUUAUUAAUGCUCGUGCAGAAAGCCCACCAGCUAAACUCAUUAUUCAACCACCCUUGGCCACUCGCAGCUUCUCUAGUAGCAGUCGACAACCACAGGCCACCUCCAGCUUGCAGCUGAUGCCCACACUUGGCUACUCCAGUAGCAGUACCUGGCAGUCCAUUGUCACUCACAGCUAUUCUGAUACUAGUUUGAUAGGUUCUACUGUUACUGCUGAAUCUCCAGCAACACUACCACCAAUAUUGACUCCUGCUGUAUCGAUGAUCACCACUACCAAAACUGAAUCCUCAACACAGCUAUUAAUUGGAGUUUACUCAGCAGUGCCUACUGUAUUACUUAUAUCAGCCUUAAAUGUUGCUGUCAUUGGCUACUUGAUCCACUGUCGACAUAAAAGAAAGAAAGGUGUAAAGCAACAGGAAAGAGUGCAUGUGUACGAAGACGUGGAUGCUACUAUACCUGCAAGUCCAACUGAUGUAAAGCAACAGGAAAGAGUGCAUGUGUACGAAGACGUGGAUGCUACUAUACCUGCAAGUCCAACUGAUGUAAAGCAAAAUCCAGCAUAUUCAACUACAUUUGAAGUUAAAGAAAACCCUGCUUAUAUUACUACUACAAUGUUCACACUCACUGCUACUAAAACUGACAUUGUAUAAAAUGUGAGAAAACAAUAAUUAUGUUCCA